Molecule: messenger RNA, 501 nt
Organism: Fusarium graminearum PH-1
Lineage: Eukaryota; Fungi; Ascomycota; Sordariomycetes; Hypocreales; Nectriaceae
Exons: 2
Coding region: 1-501 (166 amino acids)
Source: RefSeq, a predicted model, not a curated record
AUGGGCGAUCGCGAAGAAAAGGAACUAGAGGGAAUUCUCAAGCGACUCGACACGGCCAAGGGUGAUCUUACUGUACGUAUCCUUGUUGCACACGUGGGCGUAGUCGGAAACUUCCAUGAUGGGUUUCGAGUUGCAUACGACGUCCUUGCGGAGACAAACUUGAACGUACAGCGUGUCUUGGGUGUGAACAUGGCCCUUUUGGAACUGGUCGAGAAUCGCGAUCGCAAAUUGGAUGGAACAAUCCCCGUUGUCGCCGCUGAGCUCGAGGCUCUCGAAGCACCCCGUUUCGAUGCAUCUUCUGAAGUGGUGCAAAACUCGAUUUAUAGCAAUAAAGGCGUCGGAUUUGUUAUGACAGGUAAUGUUGGUGUGGAAACCAACUAUCAAGCUGCACCGCGGACAAAUGCAAUCACCAACAAUGACUUUGGCAAAGAUGGGAAGGUUAUGACAGGGGACAUGGGCGGUGCUGCUGCUGAAUCUUUCAACCAGAACUUUUGGAAAUGA